This is a messenger RNA of Aspergillus tanneri, 1029 nucleotides long. Its product is annotated as D-mandelate dehydrogenase-like dehydrogenase. The transcript is spliced from 2 exons. Gene Ontology annotation, molecular function: glyoxylate reductase (NADPH) activity; hydroxypyruvate reductase [NAD(P)H] activity; NAD binding. Gene Ontology annotation, cellular component: cytosol. The record is from RefSeq and is a predicted model, not a curated record. NCBI's taxonomy places the organism in Eukaryota, Fungi, Ascomycota, Eurotiomycetes, Eurotiales, Aspergillaceae. Bases 1 to 1029 code for a protein of 342 amino acids.
AUGCCUCCUCGCGUAUUAGAUCGAAAACCACGCGUGGUCUCUCUAGGCACUCCCAGAUACGUCGGCGACGACUAUCUCGCCGAGUUUAUCAAAUCCUUCGACUUCUCCGUACUGGAGGCGUAUGAUCGCGAAAGCACGAAGCGGCUCCUCCCCGCGAGCAUCGAGAAAGAUGGACCGAUUGAUGCAUUCAUUAUCCGCAUGGGAACGCCGCCGUAUGAACCCUUCGAUGCAGACCUCCUAUCCUCUCUAGCUCCCGACUGCAAGAUCAUCGCCUCCGCUAGUUCUGGAUACAACGAGUUUGAUGUAAGGUGGAUGGCGUCGCAGGGGAUCUGGUUCUGCAACACUGUGAACGCUGUGGCGGAGGCCACAGCAGACAUGGCCCUGUUUAUGAUCCUGGCGGUGUUGAGAAACAGCAGCAAUGCUGAGAAGAGCGCCCGGUCCGGAUCAUGGAGAUCUGCACCGGGAUUGGUGCCGGGGAGGGAUCCCUCGGGAUUGACACUGGGGAUUGUUGGGCUCGGUGCUAUAGGAAAGUACGUGGCCAAAAAAGCUGCCGUGUUGAAUCUCAAAAUCAUAUAUCACAAUCGCAAUCCAAUUCCUGCAACGGAGGAGGCAAAAUAUGGAGCAACAUAUUGCUCGUCGUUGCACGAGCUGCUCGCUGCAUCGGACAUCGUCUCCAUCCACUGUCCCUUGAACGCGAAUACCACUGGUUUGAUCGGUACCGCUGAGUUUAGUAUGAUGAAGGACGGCACAUUCCUGGUUAACACAGCUCGAGGUGCAGUCGUCGAUGAGAAGAGUCUGAUUGAGGCACUGGAGUCGGGGAAAGUUACUCGUGCUGGACUGGAUGCUUUUGACAAUGAACCCUCAAUCAAUCCGUACUUUCAGACCAGUGAUAAGGUCAUCAUCCAACCGCAUCUUGGAGGGUUGACAGACGUGGCGUUUCAAAGAGCGGAACGGGAGUGUUUUGAGAAUAUCAAGGCAUUGUUCGAGAGAGGAGAACCAAAUUCGCCUGUUCUGAAUAUUAAGAAAUAG